Octodon degus (degu) is the source of this 1912-nucleotide messenger RNA. RefSeq names its product nucleic acid binding protein 1 (gene Nabp1). The transcript has 6 exons. Gene Ontology annotation, molecular function: DNA binding. The record is from RefSeq and is a predicted model, not a curated record. Gene Ontology annotation, biological process: mitotic cell cycle checkpoint signaling; double-strand break repair via homologous recombination; response to ionizing radiation. Gene Ontology annotation, cellular component: SOSS complex. The coding region runs from base 187 to 801 and encodes 204 amino acids. Lineage: Eukaryota; Metazoa; Chordata; Mammalia; Rodentia; Octodontidae.
CGCAGUGCUCGCUGGGGAGCGGGGCUGCUGGGCGAGAGCUGCGCGUUUUUCCUUGGAAGUGUUCUUUUUUUUCCUCCGGCUCGGGGCCGUCGGGGUUAGCUCCUGGCCCCCAGUAACCUCCUUCGCCCCUCGGCCGUCCCCGCCCCGGUACCCCGGCCCCCGCCCCGGUCCCGCACCUGUCUCGUUAUGAACGGGCUCGGCGCCCUGCCCGUUUUCAUAAAAGAUAUUAAGGCCGGACAGAAAAACUUAAAUGUCGUCUUUAUUGUGCUGGAGAUAGGACGCGUGACCAAAACCAAAGAUGGCCAUGAAGUGAGAUCGUGCAAAGUGGCAGAUAAAACGGGCAGCAUCACUAUUUCCGUGUGGGAUGAGAUCGGAGGCCUCAUACAGCCCGGGGACAUUAUUCGGUUGACCCGAGGGUACGCGUCCAUGUGGAAAGGAUGCCUGACGCUUUAUACUGGAAGAGGUGGUGAGCUUCAGAAAAUUGGGGAGUUUUGUAUGGUUUACUCCGAAGUGCCCAAUUUCAGUGAGCCCAACCCAGAUUAUCGAGGCCAGCCGGACAGAGGGGCCCACAAUGAGCAGAAGAUGCAUUCCAUGAAUAGUAAUACUGGUGCAGGUACCUUUGGAACAGUGGGCAAUGGUGUUCAGACUGGCCCUGACGCGCGGAGAUACCAGCCUUCCCAUGCUGGUAGAAGCAGUGGCCGGGGACCUGGCAACCCACAGCUCCCAGCAGCAGCUAAUAAUCAAACAGUCAUGACCACAAUGAGUAGUGGCAGGGACCCUCGGAGAGCCUUUAAGAGAUGACCUAUGCCAAACAGUCACGUGUAGUUUUUAAACUACGUGCCCUACUUGAACACUUAGUGCACUUUUAUUUAUUGUUAACUGUGAAAAAAAAUGUUCUUUAUUGGUUUCCUCUUCCAUUUUUGUUCAGGAGUGGUUGGUUUUUAUAGUCAGUGUUAAGCUGCUCAGUGUCCUAAUGAGGAAUGGGAACACUCUGAAAAGUAGGGGCAUUUAUUUUUUGAGCAAAAUGUUACUGAUUAUGUUCUGUAAAAAUCCUGCACCCAUUUCCAGGGUGAGUUCCAGUGUCAGCUUACAGCCUCUAUGAGUCUGUCUUCUGUACAUGUUUUGUAAUGUUUGACAUUAGACAUAGUGGAGAUGUUCUUGUGUUUUAAGUCCAGAUAUUGUCAACUAAAGCAAUAAAUGCCAAAAAUAGAAAUAGUAACUAAAAUCCAGGAACUCGGCCAGUGCUAGUAGCACUUUUUGAGCAUUUGUGACUCUGGGUAUGACCUGCUUUAGUGAGUGACUGCCAUUGAGAUUUUCCAAGGACUGAAUCAUCCUAAAUUCUUGUCUCAUUACCAAAAAACGUGUUCUUUGUCAGAAUUACGGAGUUGAAUGUGAUCUGUGUUGUAACAAAUAUUUUUUAGAAGAAAGGCACAGUUAGUUUUAUGUUCAUGGACAUCAUAGAUUACAUUAAAGGGAAAUACACUGAGGCCUUGGAUAUUUUUGAGCCUACCAUGUUAAAGUGUAAUUUAUAAACACUGAUCUAAUCUAAAACGUAAUUGUGAUACACAUUACAAUGAAGGCGAUUCAAAUUGAAUUCAUUAGUAAUUAAUGCUCAGUCUCAAGUCCCAGACCCUACCUCCUUCAGGUACUUGGCGUGAAGUGAAGGUCCCUGGCACCUAGGCACGGCACGUGUGUGCUGUUAUAUGAACACACUUGGAUAGCCUUAUUAGCAGAGGGAACGACUCAAAUGACCGACAGUUUUAUUCAGAAGUGUUAGGUUGGAAUUUGUGUGUCAUAAAUGGUACCCACUUCUGCUUUUUACCGUAGGGUGGGUAACUCGUGCAGUUUUCCUUUGUUAGAAUUCACCCCUUUUUAAAUACUGUCUCUUGAAUAAAACUUGCAUUCGUGUUAA